AGCUCUACCCGAUCAGUUGCUUGUGAGAGUUGCGACCUUUCUCUCCCCCUUCAGAGCUGAAGUGCGAGAGCGCGUGUGAGCGAGUGUUUCCCUCUCUCCAAUUUUUCCAAAAUCUCACUCCAAAAGAUGUCGGGAAAGGGCGCGAAGGGUUUGAUCAUGGGCAAGGCCUCGGCGGCCGCCAACAAGGACAAGGACAGCAAGAAGAAGCCCAUCUCUCGCUCCUCUCGCGCGGGCCUUCAGUUUCCAGUGGGUCGGAUCCACCGUCUACUGAAGUCAAGGACCACAUCAAGUGGGAGAGUUGGAGCAACAGCUGCAGUCUACUCUGCGGCAAUCUUAGAGUAUUUGACUGCAGAGGUGUUGGAGCUGGCUGGCAAUGCAAGCAAGGAUCUCAAGGUCAAACGUAUCACUCCCAGGCAUUUGCAGCUUGCGAUCCGAGGUGACGAAGAACUUGAUACUCUUAUCAAAGGAACCAUUGCUGGUGGAGGUGUGAUCCCUCACAUCCACAAGUCACUUAUCAACAAGUCGUCCAAGGACUAGAUUAUGAACAGAUUAGGGCCGGCAUACAUUUGCCGACUUUCGAUGCAGAAUGGAUGCUUCUCCAUGUUACUAAAAUCAUGGAUUUGUGUUCUCUUCUGCCAUGAAAGUAGAGGGGUCUGCAAUUGUGUGUUUAAAUUGUGGUUGGUCAUACUUGUUCUCUUGCUUUCGAACUUGUUAUGUUUCUGAUUAUAUCUGUUGUGGAUAAUGUCCUUGUGUGACAUUUUUUCUUUAAAUCUUAGGCUCACUUUUAGACAUUUGGUUAUUGUGUAGUAUCAACGUCUGUCUUGAAUUAGAAGUCUUGGGGACAUUUGGAUGAAAUGUAUUUGUUCCGUUGUAGUUAA
Messenger RNA from Corylus avellana, 878 nucleotides. Its product is annotated as putative histone H2A variant 3. Gene Ontology annotation, molecular function: DNA binding; structural constituent of chromatin; protein heterodimerization activity. Gene Ontology annotation, cellular component: nucleosome. NCBI's taxonomy places the organism in Eukaryota, Viridiplantae, Streptophyta, Magnoliopsida, Fagales, Betulaceae. The record is from RefSeq and is a predicted model, not a curated record.